GCAAGCUAGUUCAGUGUUGCUGUAACGGUAGAUACUGCGAUCAGAUGGAUCAAACCUGGCAACUGAGCCUGGCAAGGUAGCGGUUGUUGGGAUUUGGCUCUAAACACGAACGUUAAUUUAGUAAAAAAAAAAAAAAAAAAAACGAUUUCGCUCUUUGGAAUCGCGAUAUUCACUGGCGUUUUGUUAAUGUAACUAAAUAGCCUAUGUAAGCUACGUUACAUAUCAAAGAAGAAAUUGCAUAAAAACGCUGUUUUACAACUGGGAAUAUUCAUAUUUCAGGCUGACAUUUGUUUAAUUGUGACAUUUUGCACAUCCUCAUAAUCAAGAGCUUAAGUGUUAACUAACGUAUAGCAACUAGUUUGCUACAGUAAGUUAGUUUGCUGACAAUCCUGUUAGCUACUGAAGUCAACAGUACUCACAGCAAACUGGACAAUAGACAUGACCAACCUUCUAUUCUGGAACCAGCUGCAGGCUGGCAGCUCCGAAGUUGAUUGGUGUGAGGGCAAUUACCUAAUUUACCCUGGAAUUGCGGAGUUCUACAACACGAUCAGCAACAUAUUGUUUUUUAUUUUGCCACCUAUAUUAAUGCGCUUGUUUCGUCAGUACGCCACACAUUUCAACAGUGGGAUAUAUCUAAUAUGGACUCUGCUGGUUGUGGUUGGUAUUGGAUCGACGUACUUUCACGCCACCCUCAGCUUCCUGGGUCAGAUGCUGGAUGAGCUGGCCAUCCUGUGGGUUCUGAUGUGUGCCAUCGGCAUGUGGUUUCCCAAGAGAUACCUGCCGAAGAUGUUUCGCAGAGACAGGUCACGGUUUAAAGUGGUCAUCGGGAUUCUGUCUGGAAUCACCACAUGUCUGGCUUUCGUUAAGCCGGCCAUCAACUCGAUAUCCCUGAUGACUCUGGGCAUCCCCUGUACUGCCCUGCUCAUUACAGAACUCAAGCGGUGUGAGAACCUGCGUGUGUUCAAGCUGGGGCUGCUCGCAGGGCUGUGGUGGACCCUCGCCCUGCUUUGCUGGAUCAGCGACCGGAUCUUCUGUGAGAUGUGGUCCUCCGUCAACUUCCCCUACCUGCACUGCGCAUGGCACAUCCUCAUCUGCCUGGCCUCGUACCUGGGCUGCGUGUGCUUCGCUUACUUCGACGCCGCCUCCGAGGCCCCCGAGCAGGGUCCCGUCGUCAAGUUCUGGCCCAGCGAGAAGUGGGCCUUCAUCGGGGUGCCCUACGUCACCCUGCUGUGCGUCCACAAGAAGUCCUCGGUCAAGGUGACAUAGCCGGGCCCCGCGAGCCAUCAGCUCCCCGUGGCGCCAGGAACAGUCUGUAUUUUUAUAUCCACCCAAAGCUCGAAUGGAGGGAUGCAGAAGACUCCGGAAAUAUGAAGGCACCCUUACUUUUUUUUUUUUUCCCGAGAGAUUUUUGUUAGAGAAUGAAGGCAUGUUUUCAGUGUUUGGUUUCGGGAUUGUUUUCCACUAUUGACUUGCUUGGGACCAAGGAGUUGUGUAAUAAUGUUAGUGUCGAUGUAACGCUGGAGAUUCCUCAGAAUCUUUCCCGUGACCUCAUCCAGUGGAGACUUCACUCGGACCUGGCUCAACAAUGCCACCGCGCAUUUCAACCCUUCAGCUCAAAAAUAUGGAUUUCUGAUACACAGCAUGUUAUGUGUAUGUAAAACUGACCUCUUUCUCCAUUUGCUUUUUGCCUUUGUUUUGUCAGAGUUUUAUUAGUAUUUAAUUUAUUAUUCGGAAGGUAUUCAACAAUGUUUGUUGACAUUUUUUUGAUGGUUUCAGAGCCAAUAAGCGGCCUCCACUUUGUCCGAAAUUCACUGCUUAGGAUCUGCCAAUCAGGGUGUUCCUCUGUAUCCAGUAUCCAAGAUAACGUGUUAUCUGUGCAAAUGAAUGCAUGCCUCUGUGUGAGGUCACUUUAAAUGCAGUUAAUUGACAGCUACACGACAACGCCUGCUUUCCCUGCCUCGAUGGUGAAUCUGAGUGGACCAGGGGCGGGGCCAGGGGUGGCACUGGCCCCCCCUGGAAUCUGAUUGGCCACCCCUGGUGCCCCCCCUACCAGAACCGGAAUAUGAUAGGCCAUUGUACGCAGCAAACAAUAUAUAUGGUAAGCCUUGAUGGCUGGCCCCCCCCUCCUCUGGGUCUGUGCCCCAUCCUGGCCCCCCCCAUUCAAAAUGUUCUAGACACGCCCCUGGAGUGGACAACUGUUCAAUACACGUUGAAGCCAUUUUUCCAUAUAGGGUGCAUCUAUCUCUCAUUAUAACCUCAUGUAACUAACUUUUUGUUCCUUUAUUUUGAGCCAUUUGAUGGAUAACGGGAGCAUUGUUAUUUAGAUAUUUAAAGGGAAAAUGUAUUGCAUAUAUCUGAUGUAAUGCUAUGGAUUGUUAUUGUGCAAGUCAUGUGACUGACUCCACUGGUGGUGAAUAUUAUUUGGUUAAGUUUUUCUGAAGUAAGGCCACGGAAAGCAAGGCCACCAGUUCACAUGCAUUUAGAGGGACUUUUUGCCCUACAACAGCCAGCAAUUUGAUAAAAAAUGUGAAUUGUAGUUCUUAUUGAACACUUUGGAUUAUAUACCUACAGUAAAUCUUUAUUGUGAAACUCGCAUGAAGGCCUUUUCAUGAACUGGUUUACAGGGCAUGACUUCAAACGUGAGUCUGUGAGCAUAAUCAUGUAUAUUCUACUGUAGGACGAGCACUGGAAGGGGCUGGUGAAUGCACUUCCUCCUGGGAGGCUGAUAUUCUGGCAGAUUUGCCUUUCUGCGAUAGUGUCUGAGCGAGGAGUGGUACAAACUUUGCACUCCAUCACGUCUGCAAAAGGGCCAAAAGACUGUGAUCUCUGCCUCUGUCUGUGUGCUGAAGAUACACAGUCAGUCUGCACAGAUUAUUUAUUUUAAUCUUAACCAAUUGCGUAUUUGUAAACCGAUAAAUGUUUAUAAAUGAAGAAUGAAGCAUUUCAUAUGACUGUAUUUUUACAUUUUAUCUUCUGUAGUAAACAAGACUUGUAUGUAACAAGG
This is a messenger RNA of Conger conger (European conger), 3004 nucleotides long. RefSeq names its product alkaline ceramidase 2 (gene acer2). Gene Ontology annotation, molecular function: hydrolase activity, acting on carbon-nitrogen (but not peptide) bonds, in linear amides. Gene Ontology annotation, cellular component: membrane. Lineage: Eukaryota; Metazoa; Chordata; Actinopteri; Anguilliformes; Congridae. The transcript has 6 exons. Gene Ontology annotation, biological process: ceramide metabolic process. The coding region runs from base 439 to 1266 and encodes 275 amino acids. The record is from RefSeq and is a predicted model, not a curated record.